GAUUCCUUCCAAAACAGGCGCGCCAUUUUGACGUGCUUUUUUCCGCAUGUGCUGAUAUCUCGUUGUGUUGUGUGUGUCGAUAUCGCGAGUACCGGUACGAGUAGUACGGUAUAUGCAAGCAAGCGCAAGCGAAGUAUACUAUACUGUAUACGACGCGCGCAUGUUGUUGUUAUUUAUGAUUUGUUUGCCACACGCCAUCACCAUUGCAUCGAUUGAGACGGGAAUUGACAACUAAUUCAUCAAAAUCUAACGGUUUUUCUCGACGGAAGAUGUCGUUAGCUACACCAAUGAAUUCCUUAUUUCAUCAAGGUGUUCACGGAUCGCCUACACAACGCCUAGAUUUUGGCGAUGCUCUCGGUUCCGAAGGCGAAAGUGACGCUAGUUUUGCAGCUUAUUCUGAUUUCAACGAUUUGCAAGAAGAGAGGAUCGACCACAGUCCCAUUUCAAGUUCAUUUUCUGAUGAUCGUGAUGACUCAUUAAAUCUCACGGCAGAAUGGGAUCCCGCCUUGGCAACUCCAAAAAGUAGCCCAUCAAAACGGCCCGUGCAACGAAGACCAGUUUCAAGACUUCAUGGUGGCGAAAAUUCAGUUGCAUCUCCCCUUUUUCGAAGGCCAAGCGACUCAAGUUGCAGUCCCUCUCCAAUGUUAAUAUGCGGAAGUAGCCCCGCCUCCUCCGCAGGGGGAAGCGACUCUGUCGGUUCUCCACCCCCACACAAGCGGCUUCGUAACUUGAGACUUUUCGAUUCACCACACACGCCCAAAUCAUUAAUUCAAAAGGCAAAUGCGAGUGCCAGACGAAAUAAACUUCUUGCCAGUAGACUCUUCAGUGAGAAACCCGCUGCUGUACGUGAACAUGGUGAUGAUGGUACUCUUGCAAGGCCGCACACGGCUCCAAACAUGAGAAGUAUGCAGAGAAGGAGCACAAGAAUUUCUAAGACGAGACAGCAGAAUGUAGCAAAUGUCAACCCUUUCACGCCAUCAGCUAUGUUGCAAAACGCAACCAAGAAAAGGCUUCGACAGGAAAGGAGUAUUCUCGAUGAUGACGAUGAUGAAAUCGAUGAUGACAUGGAUGGUAGCUAUACAGAAAAUCCAGCAAAGAGGAUAGCAUUACGAGACAGCGACAUCUCUCGUUAUGAGGCAGAGUUUGUUGAGGUCUGUAAGGUUGGAUCUGGUGAGUUUGGAUCAGUCUACAAGUGUAUCAACAAACUUGAUGGAUGUUUCUAUGCUAUCAAGAAAUCAAAAAGACCAAUCGCUGGAUCUGCUUUUGAGCAAAUGGCAUUAAAUGAAGUAUACGCCCAUGCAGUACUUGGAACUCACAUACAUGUUGUCAGAUACUACUCAGCAUGGUCAGAAGCUGGUCACAUGAUCAUACAGAAUGAAUACUGCAAUGGUGGUAGUUUAGCAGACAUCAUCUCAUCUAAUAAGCAGAAUAAUCACAUAAUGACAGAGAUAGAACUCAAACAGGUCUUGGUCCAAAUAGCUCAAGGUCUUAAAUACAUCCAUUCACAAGGUUUGGUCCAUAUGGAUAUUAAACCAGGUAAUAUAUUCAUCACUAAGAAAGAACCUCUCCCAUCAACGACAUCUGAGACAGAGAAGAUAGAUGAAGAUGAAGAAGCAUCAUCAGAAGACACUCAAACUCUAACUCAUCUUACUUACAAAAUUGGUGAUCUGGGUCAUGUGACAUCAAUAUCCAACCCUAAAGUAGAGGAAGGUGAUGUCAGGUUUUUACCGGUAGAGAUUCUACAAGAGGAGCACACACACCUAACGAAAGCAGACAUCUUUGCCCUUGCAUUGACUGUAUACCUAGCAGCCAGCGGUGAAACGUUACCAAAGAAUGGCGAUGAUUGGCAUAGUAUAAGACAGGGUGAACUUCCUCCGCUAACACACAUCUCAUCAGACCUGGUUCAUCUUUUACAGACUAUGAUCCACCCAGACCCGACACAGCGACCUUCCGCCUCGGUCCUAGUCCAACAUCCACUGUUAUGCCCUAACAGUAAACAAUCUUUCACUCAACUCAAAAGGGAGCUAAAUGUUGCAAAGUUUCAGAAUGCAGUCCUCUCCAGGGAACUUAGCGAGGCUCGCAAUGCAAACCAGAAAGGAGGAAGCACCAUGAACCCUCCUAAAUCAAGGUCUAAUUCUCGACUCGUUGGAAAGAAGGUCAAUCGAAGUAUGAGCCUUACUAUAUAUUGAAGACUGAUCAAGAAUUACAAUGUAUAACCCAAGUACAUGCCUUACCAUAUAUUGAAGACAUAUCAAUCAGGCUCAUUCAAAGUUGCGGUACAAACCUCAGCAACAAAAAAUGUUUUGCCUGGGAAGGAGACAUCGUUGUUUGCCUGGCUGCAAAGCCCGUUGACCAAUCAAUCGUUGUUUGCCUGGCUGCAAAGCCCGUUGACCAAUCAAUCGUUGUUUGCCUGGCUGCGAAGCCCGUUGACCAAUCAAUCGUUGUUUGCCUGGCUGCGAAGCCCGUUGACCAAUCAAUCGUUGUUUGCCUGGCUGCGAAGCCCGUUGACCAAUCAAUCGUUGUUUGCCUGGCUGCGAAGCCCGUUGACCAAUCAAUCGUUGUUUGCCUGGCUGCGAAGCCCGUUGACCAAUCAAUCGUUGUUUGCCUGGCUGCAAAGCCCGUUGACCAAUCAAUCGUUGUUUGCCUGGCUGCAAAGCCCGUUGACCAAUCAAUCGUUGUUUGCCUGGCUGCAAAGCCCGUUGACCAAUCAAUCGUUGUUUGCCUGGCUGCAAAGCCCGUUGACCAAUCAAUCGUUGUUUGCCUGGCUGCAAAGCCCGUUGACCAAUCAAUCGUUGUUUGCCUGGCUGCAAAGCUCGUUGACCAAUCAAAUUUCUUCAGAAAUCCUUGAUGAUGACAUGACGAUUUCUCAUAGAAAAUUUGAAAAAAAUGGUCUUUCUAACAAAAAUUGAAAUUUGUAGCUCCAAUGAUGAUUUGGCCAGUAGCUUUGCAAGCUUGCAUGGUUUUAAACUUAACAUGCUGCUCAUGCAGCUUUAAUGCUAUGCUGAUUUAACCAUUUACCUAUGAAACAUUUUACAUUUAAGUUAAAAAUCAAGUCCACCCAAGAAAAAUGUUGAUCUGAAUCAAUAGAGAAAUAUCAGACAAGCAUAAUUCUGAAAAUUUCAUCCAAAUCGGAUGUAAAUUAAGAAAGUUAUGACAUUUUAAAUUUUCGCUUAUUUUUCACAAAAUAGUCAUAUGCACAAUUUAUUCACAUGCAAAUGAGAGAAUCGAUGAUGUCCAUCACUCACUAUUUCUUUUGUUUUUAUUGUUUGAAUUAUACAAUAUUUCAUUUUUUACAGAUAUGACAAAUUGACGAUAAGGACCAACUUCAAUGAACCAUAAAAUGUUGAUUCCACAUGUUCAGGGAGAAAUAAAACUUUGUUUCACAUGACAUUGAAGAGAAAAUAGGAAAAUUUCAUAUAUAACAGAAUACAAAAGAAAUAGUGGAUGAUGUCAUCAGUCCCCUCAUUUUCAUACAGACUGGAAUGUUCAUAUAACUAUUUUGUGAAAUAAAGCAAAACUUAAAAAUGUCAUAACUUUUUUAUUUAACAUCCGAUUUUGAUGAAAUUUUCAGUGUUAUAAUAAUAAUAAUAAUACAGAAUAUUUCUAAAGCGCCAAAUUCACAUUAUGUGCUCAAGGCGUUUUUUAUUUUUCUCCUUUUAUUCACAUCAACUUUUUUGGGGGAUGGACUUGUCCUUUCAUCACUCAUAGUUGCUUACAUUAAAAAUAAGAGAAUUACUCUUAGAAUUCGCCAAUACCUUUUUUUUAAUUUCCGAUCAUGGAGUAUGUAUUACACUAGCGGCGGUCCCAGACCGGUAAAAAUCACUGUCGGGCCAGUAGCUUGUUGCAUGAAAAGAACAAGUAAAUUCUUGCCUACGAGCACAUGUUUAAAAUGGUGAAUUAUCAAGUUUUCAAGUAGAGUCAUUUCACAUGUUUUUUCACUGGUCUCACUAAAACAGGCUGGCAAUUGUUACAUCGAUACAAGUUUAAAAAAAUACAAUUUUUUUGUCAAAAGAUACUUUUUUUUCCUUCUAAGAAUACUCUUUUUUUGUUGAAGAAGGUUGGCAGGUCUGGAUGUAAUGAUCCCUUGUGGACAUGGCAUAGGUUAAAGAAAAUAAAAACCCAAGAAGAGAAGUAAUCUUAUUGGAAAGAGUAAAAUAAGAGGAACAAUUUUUAAAAAGGUUUUAUCCAAAUCGGUUUAUAUGAAAGUUAUGGACGUUUAAAAAGUCUUGUACUAUCUAUGGGGAUCCUCAAAUUGGCAAACGUGCUUCAAAAUGGCUGAUUUUGUGGACAACUCUCCAUUUGUUUUAUACAAAAUUUUCGGAUUUUCCUCAUCUUCCAAAUUGCAUCUUGUCUCCUGAGCACAUUAUAUGUCUUGGGAAAAUAUAAUUCACACCACAUAUGUCAAGGUCAGGAGGAGAUAAUGUGAAAUAUGUAAAACAAAGGGGAAAAUCUGAAAAAUUGUGUACAAAACAAAUGGAGAGUUGUGCACAAAAUCAGCCAUUUUGAAGCAUGUUUGCCAAUUUGAGGAUCCCCAUAGAAAGUACAACAAGACUUUUAAAACGUCCAUAACUUGUUUAUUUAAUAACCGAUUAUAAUGAAAUUUUUAUUAAAUUGUUUCUCUCAUUUUACUCUUUCCAAUAAGAUUACUUCUCUUCUUGUGUUUUUAUCAUUGUUUCUCUUCUUGGGUUAUGGUUUCCUUUAAGGGUUGUUAUGCAUGAUAAAUGAUAAACAGCAACAUUGUGUAGUAAAGCUCUUCACAUGAUGCUCAUCUUCCUCUAUAAUAUUUAGUUGGAUUUGUUAUUCAUAUUUUACUUUAUUCUCUGUUAAAUCAAUUACUGUUUUUUUUUAUCAUGAGCGAUAUUCAGUUUCAAUAGAACUGUGUUUUAAUUGUGGUCCUAAGUAACUUUUAUUAUUUUGCAAAAAAAAAAGAAAUCAAGAAAAUUAUUCUUAUUUGGUUUUAUUUUAAUGAUCACUUUGAUAGUAGGGUAUCAGGAAUGUUUGUUUGUUUUUAAAGUAAGGUAUAGAGUACUUCAAAAUUCUUCUGCAUUUAUCAGAGCUACCAUCAAGCCAGUUACAUUCAAUUUUAAUAUUCCUUUUUCAACUGUGUUUAUUAUUUUAUAAUAUAGCAUAUAUCUUCUGACAUAAUGUAUUUACUUGCCUGUAAUUUGUCUUUAAAAUGCAAAAUAGUACUCCCAAAUUCUUGAAGAUUUUUAUCAGUAUUCCGGUUUGGCUUCCUUUGUAUUGAAUGUAGCUACUCAAAAGUAGUUUUAUUUUGAGUGAGAUAUAAGGUUCUAUGAAGGACAUUGCUCUUGAAGGUACGUAUGUGUUGUGGAUGGCAACAAAGUAUUCACGUUUUGAAGUUACUUGACCUCCUGAACUGUGUGAUGAUGGCUUAUUGAGAUGAUUAUUAGUUUGGUUUCACCUGUGCCUUGGAUAGAUAAAUCAAAUUGAAUCACUAUGAAGCCGGGGUAAUAAUAAAAGCAGGGCCCGCUGGUAGAACAGUUUUCGAAACUGAAGUGGCUACCCUGGGUAAAUAUACCUAUUAUUAAUCUCUCCUGAAUAACUAUGUACUACUUCUGAGUCUUCCACCGUAUAAGAAUGAUUAUUUUAAGAAUGCAUCUUUGUCAUGGGUACCUUUUAAGCUUAAUAUAUUUGAGCACACAAAUCAUCCACACCUUUUUUUUAUUCUGUAAGUUUUGUUCUUCUUUCAUUUGCACUAAUUCUUAUCUUCUAUGUAUAUAUCUUACUCAAAAUCAGUACUUCAUUAUAUUACCAUUGUGUAUUUUAUCAAUCUAUAAAUCGCGUGAAUCAAUUUUGGUAUUAAAUCAAAGUCUUGAUAUUAAUAUGCAGCACAGUUAUGUCUGUAUUUAGUGCUAUAUGAAUGAUGCAUAUUAUUGUUUUAGCUUAAGUUUAAUCUGCUGGGUUGUUUUCAUUUGGUUGCGGUUUCAUUCAAUCAAUUCUAUGGAUAUAAUUUCAGUCUCAAACUGAGAUUGAUUUCAAAGUUUUAAAUUCAUUUUUUAUACUAGUAUUGACAACCCUCAUACUGUAAAUAGACUUCUAAAAUUAUUGUAAAUAUAUUUUCAUGUCAGUAUUUUCUUUUUCCUCAAGUCUGUUUAAGUCAAGAAUUGAGAGAAAGAUAUUUUACAUAAUUUGUGCCUUGAACUUCUUAUUGUACUGCAUUUAUAAUUGUUUCAGAAACGACAUCUUCUGGACGUAUCUUUGCCUUUUUAUUAUGUUUUGGAUUUGAUAUUAAAAUAAAUUCCAAUGCGUCUUCCCUACACUGUAAGUAUUACGUUGUUAAUUUGAACAACACCAGUCAAGUAUUCCGAGAGAAUUAUACCUUCAGGUGUUAGAAAUAUACCAUGGAGUUUGAACGUAACACCAACCAUAUUUGAAAUAAUAGAAGAGAAUGUAUCAUGAUAACACCAAAUAUUGUUACACUUACACUGUAAUACUGGUGUCAAAUGCUUGCUGUGCUCCUAACACUGAUGGUGUAGUUUGACACCAUUGUUGAUACAGUGUAUGGUCUCUGAUCAGAAGGUUAAGAAAAUAUUUAGUGAAUGGUACACAACCAUUGUGUAAAAAAAUAUAUAUAAAUAUUCCCAAUGUAAUUGAUAAAUAAUUAUGCUUAUAAAAAAAUAACCCUUGAAAAAAAAGAAGAAUAUAUUUGGCAGUGAGUUAUGAGAUGCAUUGUUAGCUACACAUAUCCGCAUGGUGUGAGCGAACAAAGGACGUUCUUGAAAUUUAUCUAAUCAUGUGCUUUAAAAAAAUAAUGAGAGUCAUAGAUAUCUUGAUAACAAGCUAGAUUAUUUCUUGUUUAUUUGUUGAGCAUACUUGAGCAGGAUUUGUUCUGACCAUACAUUUGUAUUAUUAUUCUUUUUCCGUAAUCCCUUCAUCCCUCUGCGCCUCGGCAUAGUUUACUAGAUAGAUGGCGUAUAAUAAAUGCUGUGUUUAUUAUUAUUAUUAUUAUUAUAAUUGAGUAUCAUACAGGACAGACAUUGAAUUUUAACAUUUUUUCGAUACCAAGCCUUACUAAGUUACUAUUAUGUCACUUUGAAAUUGUAUUACUAAGUUAUCUUUUACAGUAAUGGCACAUUGUUUGUGUCAAUCAUUAUUUUUAAAGGUCAGUAUUCUCUUGUAUAUUUUUAUGUAAGAAGAGGAAGAGAUUUUUCAUAUAAUAGUGCCUUAUUUCUCUUCCUCUUGGUUGGAAUCAGCAAUGUGUUUUAUUUUGACUGUAUGUCAAUACAAUGCAUCUAUAGUUAAGUGAACAGAAAAUAUUAAAGCAUAGAAAUUAAUCAAA
This is a messenger RNA of Lytechinus pictus (painted urchin), 7300 nucleotides long. RefSeq names its product wee1-like protein kinase 1-A. The transcript is spliced from 10 exons. Lineage: Eukaryota; Metazoa; Echinodermata; Echinoidea; Temnopleuroida; Toxopneustidae. The record is from RefSeq and is a predicted model, not a curated record. Gene Ontology annotation, biological process: protein phosphorylation; mitotic cell cycle; negative regulation of G2/MI transition of meiotic cell cycle. Bases 270 to 2189 code for a protein of 639 amino acids. Gene Ontology annotation, molecular function: non-membrane spanning protein tyrosine kinase activity; ATP binding; magnesium ion binding. Gene Ontology annotation, cellular component: nucleus; cytoplasm.